Molecule: messenger RNA, 2223 nt
Organism: Oldenlandia corymbosa var. corymbosa
Lineage: Eukaryota; Viridiplantae; Streptophyta; Magnoliopsida; Gentianales; Rubiaceae
Source: the annotation of a GenBank genome assembly
GUUCCAUCGAAAGCAUAGGAGAGGAAUAAGGAUCUAGGGUUCUUCCUCCACUUUGUUCAGGUGCGCCCGACUCCUAACACCUUCUCCUUUCUUCGCCUUGCACCGCACAAUCAAAUUCAUCGAAGAACUUCACGCUCUUUUUUUUUUUUUUUUCUUUCGGGUUCCAAAAUCCGUUGUAUGUGUGUGUUUUUACCGAGAUUCUUUUUUAGAUCUUUGAAGUUUGAAAAUUUCUUGACAAAAAUAGAAUUGUACGUUUGUUGCGUGAUUCUGCUCUUUUUUUUUUCUUUUUUUUUUUUAACUAUUUCUCAGCUGGGAGGAGGUUUGAAUUAAUCUUGAUUUGGAUUCAUUGUUUGGAUUAUGCUUCUUUUGUACUGUAAUAGCUGAUUACCUGCUUUUGCGAGAAUUUAAUUAGGUGAUUGUAUUGUGAUAUGCUGUUCCUGAGGUUUCAAUAUGGUGUCUAUUAAUUAGCUAGCUGCAGAGUGUUUUUUUUUUUCUUUUGGGAUAACUCCUUCAAUUUUGGUUCUUUUGGUUUUUAAUUCUUGGAAUAUAUCUGGUGAAACAGGGCCUUGAUAAUUGAAAGUUUGCUCAAUUUCUACCGCCGGAGAAGAUGCCGCGAUAUGAUGAUGGUGGUUAUGGUACUACCAGGCUCUAUGUUGGCCGACUUUCCUCCAGGACUCGUUCACGUGAUCUGGAGGACAUCUUCAGCCGAUAUGGAAGGUUUCUGGGCUUUUUGCCCAACCUGGAGGUCUAUGGUGAGAGGUUGCCCUUGGUGGAAUUGGCCCAAUGUCUUGCAGAAUAGAUAGGGGACUUUGGCGAUUCUGUCUAUAUUCUUAUUACAAUUUUUUUUGAUGGAAAUGGCAACAAUCUCAAACUGGUGUUAUAGUUCAUCUUUGAGGGGCAAGAAAGAGUAUCAACUUUUCAGUUCUAAUGUCUUGAUGGCCUUACUGUUUCUGGCACCCAUUUACGCAGAGUACGAGAUGUGGACAUGAAGCGUGAUUAUGCCUUCGUGGUACGCCUUUCUACUAUUUUUAUUCGUCAUUAUGCAAUUAUUUUGUAAAUGAGAGGAACUUCGUCUUUGUACCUGUGUAAAGACGUGUUUCUUGCAACCUAUCAAUGUGCUGUUGGGUGCAGGAAUUUAGCGACCCUAGAGAUGCUGAUGAUGCACGAUAUCGCUUGAAUGGGCGUGAAGUUGAUGGUAGUCGUAUUAUUGUGGAGUUUGCAAAGGGAGUGCCACGUGGUCCUGGUGGGUCCCGUGAAUAUCUCGGCAGGGGACCCCCUCCUGGAACUGGGCGUUGCUUCAAUUGUGGACUCGAUGGCCACUGGGCUCGAGAUUGCAAGGCUGGUGAUUGGAAGAAUAAGUGCUAUCGAUGCGGUGAACGAGGCCACAUAGAGAGGAAUUGCCAGAACAGUCCUCAAAAGCUGAAACGUGGACACAGUUACUCCCGUUCACCGUCCCCUCGACGUGACAGAAGCAGGCGCAGUUACACUAGGAGCCGAAGUUACAGCCGAUCUAGGUCUCCAGUAAGAAGGGAGCGUAGCAUUGAACAUGAGGAAAGAAGAUCUAGGAGCCCCAAGCGUCAUAUGGCAUCAUCUCCACUACCAUCCAGGGGAGGAAGGAAUCGCACUCCAACUCCUGAUGAUAGAAGCCCAAGAGAGAGGCGUUCACCCUCACCAAGGGAUGAGAGGCCUGCAAAUGGAUCAGAAUACAGUAGGAGCCCGGUGAGGAGCAGGAGUCCCAAAGAUGGUGCUCAAAGGGAUGAUGAUAUCAGGGGCAGGAGCCCUCGUGAAGAAAAUGGCCGCAGCCGCAGCCGUAGCCCCAUUCCUAGGGACAAUGGAAGCCCAGUCGAUGAUUACGAAAAUGAAAACAAUGGGUCACCCAGGGGCAGUGAAUGAGAUUAGGAGCAUCGUGUAUCGUAACUCUGUUAGUUGAUGGUAAACUAUUUCGGAUUCUACGUGUGUUCUGGCUUUCAAAUACCUUUAAUAUUCUGCCAUAUGUUAAGAUUCUGUAACUGCUAGAAUCGAGGCAUUACUGAAACUAUUUUGUUCGUGCCAUUACCUAUCACCUAGUAUUCGUUUUUCCCGGUCAAAUUUUGUUCCGUUAAGCACAACUUACGUUCAGAUUUGUUCUGUUCACAAUUUACCAUCUUCUGGAACGGGUUGGUAUCUUCAUUUUGCUUUUUCUCCUUUCUUGCUAAUAAAGCAGAGACGCCUAGCAUCAGAAAG